CUAAUCCAGAUCAAAUGAUAUACUCAUUUUACCACUAAGAUUGAAAGAAAAAUGGCAGAAACUAAACAAACAAACCUUUACGACCUCAUCCACAUAACCCCAAAUUCCGACGGAACAUUCACUCGUUCACCGGAGUUUUACCCCAUUGUACCUCCCGAAACCAACGCACUUUCUAUCUCCAAAGAUGUCCCUCUUAACCCUGAUAAAUCCACCUGGGUUCGAAUCUUCCUACCUCGACAAUCAAAUAAAGAUAAGAAACUUCAUAUUGUGGUUUACGUUCAUGGCGGCGGGUUUGUCGUUGGCAGCGCAGCUAACCCGAACUACCAAGAUUUUUGCUCUUACGCGGCGAGUCAACUCGGUGCGUUGGUUGUCUCGGUUGAGUAUCGACUCGCUCCAGAGCACCGUCUUCCUGCUGCGUACGACGACGUUUUGGAGGCGUUGAGUUGGGUUAAAGAUGGUAAAGAUGAGUGGGUAAAAGAGUAUGGUGAUAUUUCAAGUUGUAUUUUGAUGGGGGAUAGUGCAGGGGGUAAUAUUGUCUUUCAAUCAGGAUUAAUGGCAGCCGUUAAGAUUGAUGAUUUUAAACCAUUGAAUAUUAAGGGGUUGGUUUUGAUCCAACCGUUUUUUAGUGGGUUGGAUCGGACCGGGUCCGAGUUGCGGUUAGUAAAUGACCCGGUUUUGAGCCUUGUAGUUAAUGAUUUCUUUUGGGAGCUCUCUUUACCCGUUGGGGCGAACCGGGGUCAUGAGUAUUCUGACCCGAUUAAAGGUGGUGGUUCGGGUUCGUUGGAUUGGGUUCGGGAUUUGGGUUGGCGGGUUUGGGUGGUUAGUAGUGAUGGUGACCCGCUUUAUGAUCGGAGUGUGGAGUUGGUGAAAUUGAUGGAGAAAAGAGGGUUGUGUGUGAAAAAUAUGUUUUAUGAAGGAGGUCAGCAUGGAAUGUUUGUGGGUAAUCCCUCUACGUACAAGGCAAAGGAAUUGGUAGAUUUUGUGGUUGGUAUUUUCACGUAAAAGGCUCAUUUGGGUUUGGGUUAGUAGGUUAUUAUAUUUGUUCACAUGAUAUCUCUAAGUUGCGUCCCCGUGAGUUGUGAAAAUGGGAUGUGAUUUGCAAUCAAGUGAAAAUUCUUCUCUUAUUCAUCUAAAACCAUGAUGUGUAAUAUAUACUCUCAAGUCUAGCUAGAUAUUUAUUAUAUGUUUGUGUGUGGUUCUAUUAUCAUACAUUCAUACUGUCUUUUGAUAAAUAAAGAUUAAAUAUGUACUUUAUGUUUUAAAAAAAUU
Molecule: messenger RNA, 1269 nt
Organism: Beta vulgaris subsp. vulgaris (sugar beet)
Lineage: Eukaryota; Viridiplantae; Streptophyta; Magnoliopsida; Caryophyllales; Amaranthaceae
Product: carboxylesterase 1
Exons: 1
Coding region: 52-1002 (316 amino acids)
Molecular function (GO): hydrolase activity
Source: RefSeq, a predicted model, not a curated record